Messenger RNA from Trypanosoma grayi, 618 nucleotides. RefSeq lists its product as hypothetical. NCBI's taxonomy places the organism in Eukaryota, Euglenozoa, Kinetoplastea, Trypanosomatida, Trypanosomatidae. The record is from RefSeq and is a predicted model, not a curated record. The coding region runs from base 1 to 618 and encodes 205 amino acids. The transcript has a single exon.
AUGGUGAAGCGUUGUGGGCGGCAGCAGAGGGCGUGUGAGGAGGACGAGGAAGAAUCGCAGCACCGUCUCGCACACGUGAGAGAGUGUGCAUGUCUCUCUCUCUGUGUGUGUGUAUGUGUGUCUGUGUGGAGCGCCAGCGGCAGCGGCGCGAUGCCUGGGGAGUGGUUGAGGCGCGUCGCCGCUGUGUGCAAGGCCGCCGUGGCUUCCGGUCCUCUCACUACUCUUCUACUGCUCUUCCUAUUGUUCCUCUUCCUGUUCUUCCUGCUGACGCUGCUGCUGCCGUUUGCUGCUGCUGUUGUUGUUCCUCCAUUCGGCGGAAGCUACCGGUUUGCGGACGACAAUGCUCACUCACUCCUCCCGCUGGAUGCUCCGCUGUCGAAAUACACAAAAUUACUCCCCAUCUUUUUCGCACGCACAGCGACAGUCAGGCGCCGCUGCAAGUACUUCACACGCCUCCACAAAGUUGCACGGCAUUGUGUUGCUUAUGACAAUCUCAGCGGUAAAAGAACAUGUGCUAUUUCUUCCUUCUUUCUAUUCUCAUUUGAUAGUUUUUUUUCCCCCCGUUCCGCUGAUUCCUUCCCAGUUUGUUUAGGGAGAGGGAGCGGAGACAUCCACUGA